Messenger RNA from Perognathus longimembris pacificus (Pacific pocket mouse), 1886 nucleotides. RefSeq names its product F11 receptor (gene F11r). The transcript has 10 exons. Gene Ontology annotation, biological process: cell adhesion; establishment of endothelial intestinal barrier; regulation of membrane permeability. The record is from RefSeq and is a predicted model, not a curated record. Gene Ontology annotation, cellular component: bicellular tight junction. Bases 109 to 1005 code for a protein of 298 amino acids. NCBI's taxonomy places the organism in Eukaryota, Metazoa, Chordata, Mammalia, Rodentia, Heteromyidae.
GAGGGGCUAGACCUGGUGGCUGGAGUUUUAGUCCGGGCGCUGCAGGUUGUUAAGCUGUCUGGUUCCCAGGGCACGGGCGGCUGUUUUUCCUGUCGGGAUCUGAUCGUGAUGGGGACCCAGACGAAAGCUGGGAGGAAUCAGUUCCUUUUCUUCACUUCAAUGAUCCUGUAUCCCCUGGUGCUCGGCAAGGGUACAGUGUACACUUCUGAAACUUUAGUUCGAGUUCCUCAGAAUAACUCCGUCAAGUUGUCCUGCUCCUACUCCGGGUUCUCCAAUCCUCGAGUGGAGUGGAAGUUUGUCCAAGGUGAUACCACCAGGCUCAUUUGCUAUAACAGCAAGAUCACAGCGUCCUAUGAGGACCGAGUUACCUUCUCACCAAGUGGCAUCACCUUCAAAUCUGUGACCCGGGAAGACAGUGGGAUGUAUACUUGUAUGGUCACUGAAGACAAUGGCAAUAACUACGGGGAAGUCACCAUCCAGCUCCUUGUAGUUGUGCCUCCGUCCAAGCCUACAAUAGACAUCCCCUCCUCUGCCACCAUUGGGAACCGGGCUGUGCUGACCUGCUCAGAACAAGAUGGAUCCCCACCUUCUCAAUACUACUGGUUCCGGAAUGGGAUACAGAUGCCUGUGGAUCCCACCCAGAACCGUGCCUUCAGCAACUCCUCCUACACCAUGAAUCCUGACACAGGGGAGCUGAUCUUUGAUCCUGUAACGGCCUCUGAUACUGGAGAAUACAAGUGUGAGGCACGCAAUGGCUACGGGGUGGCCAUGCUGUCGGAUACCGCACACAUGGAAGCUGUGGAACUGAAUGUGGGGGGCAUUGUGGCAGCUGUCCUAGUGACACUGAUUCUCCUUGGAGUCUUGAUUUUUGGCAUCUGGUUUGCCUACAGCCGAGGCUACUUUUAUAGAGCAAAAAAAGGGGCUUCCACUAAGAAGGUGAUUUACAGCCAACCGACUGCUCGAAGUGAUGGGGAAUUCAAACAGACCUCAUCCUUCCUGGUGUGACCCGGUUCAGCUCAUCUCUGCUGGUCACACUCAGGUGCUACUGGACUCGGGCCCCUGAUGUCAGUGCCUUCACAGGAUGCCUCCAGUGUCCUUUAUUUAGAACCCCAUCCCCACUUUGUCUUAGUUAGGAUGUGAUUUUCUUAAUAACAUCAGCAAUGCGUGCCUUCCUUCUUUUUGCCACUGCUGAGUGGUCUGAGACUUGUUCAGAACGCCCAUCCCCCAUCUCUGCGUGGGAUCAAGCAGGAGUUCUGGGUGUGCCUGCAGACAGUGAGAAAACCACUACUUGGUCUGUAGUGAGUGGCUGUUGAAUAAGGAGUUUGAGCCUAAUUACUAGGCUCUCUCCUUCUGUAAUGAGGACUGGUGUCCGGGCUAUUCUCCAGUGGGGUCUGCAGAGAAGAGCGGCUGAAGAGUUGGGUGACAACACUGUCUCUUCCAUCUCUGGAGCCCACUCUUCCAUCUCUCCAUGAAGAGCACCACGAGGAACCUUCUGCCCCAUCCUCCUGAGCACAAGCAGACUGUACAUAGGAACAUGGGAAAGCACCGUCAAGCAUUCAGGAGAUGAGGAGCAAAGAUUUCAAACCACUCAAGUCAAGAAAAAGCUGGAGUAGCCAUCAGCCUUCCCUUGGCUGAAGCAGCUAGGCAGAUCCUUCGCACAUGUCUGCAGGCCUGUGGGGAUGUAUGUAUUAUUCUUGGCUCUUUGCUGAGCUGUGUGAGUGGUGAAGUGAGUGUUUGUGUGCGUGUGUGUAUACGCGCGUGUAUGUGUGGUCAUAGCUGAAAUUGGGUUGUAUGUUGGAGGGCUUACCUCUUUGAUGAGAUUGAGUUUCUGUGUGUUUGUAUUAUCUGGAUGUUGCUGGAAAUAAAUAAAAACUUGGUUUGUCAAA